Molecule: messenger RNA, 1201 nt
Organism: Plectropomus leopardus (leopard coralgrouper)
Lineage: Eukaryota; Metazoa; Chordata; Actinopteri; Perciformes; Serranidae
Source: RefSeq, a predicted model, not a curated record
ACAACUGAUGGUUCUACAACAACUGCUGGCUCUACAACAACUGGUGGUUCCACAACUGGUGGUUCUACAACAACUGGCGGUUCAACAACAACUGGUGGCUCUACAACAACUGGCGGUUCAACAACAACUGGCGGCUCUACAACAACUGGCGGUUCAACAAUUGGCGGUUCUACAACAACUGGCGGUUCUACAACAACUGGCGGUUCAACAACAACUGGCGGCUCUACAACAACUGGCGGUUCUACAACAACUGGCAGUUCAACAACAACUGGUGUUUCAAUAACAACUGUUGUUUCAACAACAACCGGUGGUUCUACAACAACUGGUGGUCCUGCAACAACAACAACAACAGGUGAAUCCACAACACUGGAAGGUCCAACAACAACUGGUGGUUCAACAACAGCUGUAGGAUCUACCACCAAUGUGUUAACAACAACAACUUCAUUAACAACUGGAGGGCCAACAUCUGGUGCAUCAACUUCAACAGGUGGAUUAACAACAGCUGGUGGAAUGACAGUAACAACAUUACCACCAACUACUGCAGCUCCUACUACAGUUCCACCACCAGUUGUGGUUCUCCAAUCAGUCUUGGAAGUGACAUUCCAAGAUGAACUUACUGAUUCAAGCAGCUCACAAUUUAGGGAUCUUGAGGCACAAGUUGUAGCAGUGUAUGAUGUCAUCUACAGGACCCAAUUUGGCGCGCUUUUCAUCCGCAGUUUUGUCAUAGCAUUUAGGCCAGCUGCAGCCAGAGAAAGAGCUGUUAAUACUGAGGCAGAGGUGGGGGUCCAGUUCAGUGAAACAGCUUCAUCUGAAGAAAUUCCAACAAGUGAAACUGUUGCAAACACUUUAGUAGAAGCUGUCACUAACCCCAGUAAUAACUUCAGCCUCACCAUUGAUCCCACCUCGGUCCAAGUAGUUGGUAAGUAAACACUACCCCUACAUUAGACUCCAGUGGUUGUUAGAGCAAGGCGAUAUACCCAUUGUCAUUUAUCAUUAAUCUGUCUGUGAGUGGGUGUGUGUUUACUUCUAUUUUUAGUUAACCACACUAAACUGCUUAGUAUGACCUGUUUAGGGAGGAUCUCUAAGAUACUCCAGAAUUUCAUCUGAAAAUUACUACCCUAAUUUACUACAAUUAAGAACUGGGUUUACAUGAUCCAUUUUUGCUGCCAAUACUAUUACUGACCUUACUGUCAAAGUUAUU